This is a messenger RNA of Diaporthe batatas, 738 nucleotides long. Its product is annotated as F1F0 ATP synthase subunit delta. NCBI's taxonomy places the organism in Eukaryota, Fungi, Ascomycota, Sordariomycetes, Diaporthales, Diaporthaceae. Gene Ontology annotation, biological process: proton motive force-driven ATP synthesis. Gene Ontology annotation, molecular function: proton-transporting ATP synthase activity, rotational mechanism. Bases 64 to 564 code for a protein of 166 amino acids. The record is from RefSeq and is a predicted model, not a curated record. The transcript is spliced from 5 exons.
CCGCGCUCGGAGCUCUCAGGUCUGCGAAGCCGCGAACACACAUCAAUUGGUCCACCAGCCAUCAUGAACUCCCUCCGCAUCGCCUCCCGCGCAGCUCUCCGGGCACGCCCCGCCGCCAUCCGGGCCCCUCUGCAGCGAAGAGGCUACGCCGAGGCCGUCAACGACAAGAUCAAGCUCAGCUUGGCCCUGCCCCACCAGACCCUCUACAAGUCCCAGGAUGUCGUCCAGGUCAACCUCCCCGCCGAGUCGGGAGAGAUGGGUGUCCUCGCCAACCACGUCCCCUCCAUUGAGCAGCUGAAGCCCGGCCUGGUUGAGAUCGUCGAGGAGAGCGGCAACAGCAAGCAGUUCUUCCUGUCCGGAGGCUUCGCCGUCGUCCAGCCCAACUCGGCCCUGAGCAUCAACGCCGUCGAGGCCUACCCCCUGGAGGACUUCAGCGCCGAGGCCGUCCGCAACCAACUCGCCGAGGCCCAGAAGAUCGCCAACGGCAGCGGCAGCGAGCAGGACAUUGCUGAGGCUAAGAUUGAGGUGGAGGUUCUCGAGACUCUGCAGGCUUCUCUGAAGUAGAGUGGUGGUUAUAUCGCGCCCAUGUAGAAUACCAAUCCUGAAGAUCUGAUCGUCCACAAAUACGCAUGGCUGGAACAGUGAUCGUCUCCAUGAUAUUACGUCAAUGGGGCAUCGAGCAUCUCGUUGGAGAGUGGUCCAAUUAGACAUGAUAUUGGCCAACAGGCCUCUACACCG